Messenger RNA from Amoebophrya sp. A25, 5875 nucleotides. The record is from the annotation of a GenBank genome assembly. Lineage: Eukaryota; Dinophyceae; Syndiniales; Amoebophryaceae.
CCUACUCAACACAUUUUGCAUCCAUUUGAUGCAGCAAAGACCUGUAUACCAACAUUAUGCAUACUUAGUUUCAUCAACUUGGACUUUUUUUCACGAACAAGCUUGUAGUUGUACUUGUUCUACUUAGCUUUUUAAUUGUUGCAAGAAAAACGACAACGACAUGACCAUGAGGAGUUUUUUUUCACCAGCCGCCACAGCAUCGGGAAAUCAAUCACUUUUCGAUCUCAGCUGAUUCAGAUUCUUCUUCUGGUUCUUAUACAGCUGAUACAACAGGCAAGAAGUAGUGACUGAAGCAAGCACUCUUUUGUAGUGUAGCUUCCCGGCUGAUUGUAAGUAGACGAGCACGAGGAGUCAUCUUCCAGCUUCGCGAAAAUGUUGGGCGAUUUAAAGGAGCUCUUCCUCCCAGAGGAGGUUCUGAACGAGGUUGCAAGUUUGAAUGCCGAAACCGUUGGGGAGCUGGCAUCGACCUUCCGAAGAAAUAGCGCUGUCUUAAGGCUUGAUGAUGCUGAUUUCCUAUAAUGUUACAAUGACCUGAACAGAAGUCCUCCACCUUCUUGCUCCAUGUCGUUCCUUCUAUAUUGAGAAGAAGCAUAGUCACGACCUCCAUCUCGUAGACGUUUAAUAAAAUAGGUUUUAGUAAUAUCCUUUUGCAAACUCGGAUAUGAUCAUAGGACGAAUCGCUUUUGACGCUGUGGUCUAAUGAACUUCGGAUCAAGGUGCGCACUGGUUGCUUUGGAUACGAUGAAAAAUCAUCAUCCCGGACAUAUUUUCCAGUACUGAAGAAUUUCAAGUUUUUGAUUUGGUGGUGCUGCUGCUGCAGUAUUAUUUGUUGGUCAAACUAGAAGAUUAUGGACUUGUAACAUACUUGAGUUAGAGCUAGAGAAAACCACCUUCAAUAAAAAAUAUGUUACAGUAACGUGAAUGUUCUUUAUGAAAAAAGAACUACAAGAUCUGUAGGAUACAUGCAAAAUAUUAUAUGUUUUGAAUCUACUUACUCAAAUCAAUAUCAGAUACGUGCAGGAGCUGACCCGGGGAGAGUGGAAGCAAGUCUUGCGACUCAAUUAAGGCUUGCUACUAGUACCAAGAAAAUGUUCUUCUUCGUAUUCGUUCUUGUCAACAUAAUCAUGAAUUUGACGACACAAUAGAUCAACAGUAUCUAGGUAUGCGAGUCCUUUCCAACUUACCAAGGAUGUGCCACAUCUUCUUCCACCCAGUUGCAAGUAACUAUAGCUAUACCUACGUGUCGUAUUUGUAUAAGACCUCGUCCAUGUGUGUCUCGUCUAAUAGAAUCGAGUGCGCGGUCGGAUACUUAUGCACACGCGAAUGGAGUCGCGACGACGAGGUGUAUUUGCCAUUGACGCGCAUGAAAGAACGACUGGAGGCAUGAGGCCAGAACGUGUUCCAACGAGAGAAUCGGUGCAGACCGUCGAGGGUCGCAGGUGCAUCAUUGACAUUAUGUGGCAAGGGGGAAGAACGGACCGGUUCUACUGGUGCAAGCGCCCUCCGAGGUUUUGUUAAGGCUUCGUACCCCUAAUCCAUCUUCAACAUACACAUAAUCGAUCCAUCCUGGGGACGAUUUUCAAGGGAAAUAUUUAGCGUCUACGAUUGCACCUCGAGACGGACUCUUAGGCUGAGCUCUAACUUUGCGUGAAUAUCGCCAGGAGACUACGCUAUCGGCUGCGUGACCGCAUUGAGGCUGCCCGGAGGGAGAAGCGCGAGGAGGAAGAGCGCAAGAAACCACUAGAGACAAUUCGAGUCGAGGAGAGGGAUGAUGACAGAAGUACAAGAACAAGAAGUACCAAGGGGGUCGUGAUGGGAAGAACAGGUGAAGGGCUGGACACCGACGUGGACGAAGUCGAAGACGAGGAUUCAGCAUGCGCCCAUAGGCCGUCGUGCGAUGAUGAGGAGAACAGGAACAGGAUGCCGACCUACUCUGGCAGCACAAGUAGUACCAGCAGCACCUCAGCAUAUCGUGGGGAAAGUGGAGGGUUGUCGCCGUCCUCCUUCUCGUCCUCUGCAUCUUCAUCUUCCACGUUUUUCUCCGCGGAAAAUAUUGGAGUUAUGCUGGCUAUCGUAGAGAAGUGGGGGUGCCAUUCAGUUUGAGACACCAUCUGAGUGGCAAUUCAUUGCUUCCGAGUAAGUAUGCAAAAUCUAUGUAAUUUUUUUAGUGAAAGAAGGAACAACCCUAAUAAAUUGAAACGACCACCUCCAAAUCUAAUCCAUCAGGCCCUUUGUUCUUGUAAAAUUUGAUAGGAUUCUGGACUUGUCGUGAAAGUAGAAACUAAAUGAACUCCACAGUGUUCUUUCAUCACUAUUUCGUUCUAGAUUAUCAAACUACAACCUCAAGCUCAACACCUCUAAGCCUUGUGGAGAAGAAUUCCCGUUCGAUCGGCCAAGGGCUGGGCAGAACGAUAAGAAAGGUGGUUGCAGAAGCAAUUUCCAUAGAAGCAGAAGACGAAAUGACAACGAUGCUGAGGGCGAGGAAAACCAAUCUCCACCAGGCGGAGUAGAGGGACUAGGAGGGACAGACUACAGCUUCUGUUCGUCAUCCUUUUCAUCUACUAAAACAUUUUACAAUUAUUCCUCUUCAUCUUCAGGAGCUAAGAAAGCAUCUUCCUCGUUCUCAUCUAGUUCUAGUUCUAGUACUAAAACAAAAACUUCCGGGACUUCUACCUCUAGUUCUAGUUCUUGUCCUAGUACAAGGAGAACAGAGACGGAUCCGUCCUCUUGGAGCCACUACGAAGUGCUCGGUGUGGAAGAAGACGCGAGUCCGCACACGAUCCGACGUGCGUACCGUAGGCGCGCUCUCGAGACACAUCCCGACAAAAACAUGGCUGGACAAGGGUCCUCCAAGGAGCUGGGAGAUGAUGAGGCUAUGUUUCAUCGAGUGGCAGCUGCCUACGAGACACUCAGCAAUGCGAACAAGCGCAUCAUCUACAACGCAACUCUACGCCGGAAAAGAAUGCUUAUACAACAGACCACGAGUGCACCCGUUGUAGUUCCUCCAAAGUUCACCAAAAGAACUCCAGCUGGAGCUGCUUCUGCUGCCGCUGGUGGUUCUGCACAUGCGAGCACUCGCAACUCUGCACCAGGAAGUCGUAGUGCUACGUCGUCCUCGAAAGUCGCUAGUAAAGCAAGAAAGAAGGAAGACAGAGCAAGCACUAGCAAGUUAAACGGAACCGGAAGUUCUGGCACCUCCCCAGAAAAAGCAGCGAAGUCAUCGGAGGAGCGGAAGGUGCCAACUGAAAAUACGGGCUAUACAAAGGAUCCAGCAAAAAGGGAUCCGAAAAAAAUGAAUGACGACAGUUCUGUGCAUAAAGGUGCCAACCACGAAAGGAAAGCUACUUCUAACAACUACAGCACGACCAGUCCUUCUACUUCUUCUUCUAGUGCUUUUUCAAAAACUCCCGCCUCCGGUAAUGCUGCUCCUGUAACCAGAGGUGACUUCCCCACCGGUUCUUUUAGGAAAACACCAACACGCGAGGACGAUGUAAAUCAACAUCAUAAAGGAACAAGUAAAGACGAGGACACAGACAGAAGCACCUCCACAGCUAGUUCUACGACCAAGGGUGAAAAAAAGGAAAAGCAAGAAAAUAGUUCAAGAAGUUCUUGUAAAAAUAGUCCUUGUUCAAGAGAAAAACAACGUCAAGAAAGUGUCUCGCAGGAAAAAGAUGAAGAUGACAAGAAAUCGACGAUGGAGGCGCCCGAGACUCGGCAUCCAAAUUACCCACGAGACAUAGACACACGCGGACAAAUUAAGGCCGCGUCCGAUGAUCUACAUAUUUCGAGUUCGACAUCUAUCUUUUUCACUGACAGACCGACAGGCCUGAAAUACUGACCUUGUUUGACAUCACCCAAAGUAAUUGAUUUUUGUUGCCAUACCCAUAGUUGGCACAUAAUUGGACCACUAUCUUCGAUAACGAAAGUAUUGAACAGACACGAAUACCAUAAUACUAAGCAACAAUUGUGGUUGUACUACUUGUGAGAUGACGAUUACUUGUAGUACUUAGUCCAGCUCUAAUUCAAUUCCUUCCCAGCCCGAGACUGAUACGGACAUGGAGACGGAGGAGACCAGAGUGGAUGAGCGUGGCCUCAAGGUUUGCGUUCUUAUGACCUACUUAUUCUAGUGCUACUGGUAUUGCGAAGAAGAAGAUAUCUAAUUCAUAUCCCACAGAAUCUACUUACGACUACAUCCUCUAGAAUCUGUCCUUCUUUCUUUGUUACUGUUAGUCGCUUGCAAAAAUUACACCUAAUCAACUACUUGCUUCUAAUGCUACUAGUAGAAUCUUAUUCUUAAUAUCGCGCAGCGAGUAUCAGUUUUUGGCUCAUUCUUUUCUCCUCUCUCUCUCUCCCUCUGGUAGAAUAUCUAAUCAACUUGCAAAAUCUAUUACUACUAGUAAAAUCUUUAUCUUAUCCUUAAUACAAAGAAAUAUGAGAAUGAUAAGGAAGAACAAGGAGGAAAGUUGGCCACAAGGACAUGUGCAUGCAUACAAGAAGCAUGGCCGCUGGAGUCUACUUCUAACGUGAGGGCUCCUGGUUGGCGUCUGGUGCGGCACUGCAUAACUGACUUUAUCGACGACGUGCAUGCGGCGUUGGAAACAGCCAUAGAGUUUCUCACAGCGCCACCUUUUAAGGGAUAAGGGUUUCCACAUUCAUUGCAUUCUGCACGACUUGCAUCCUCGACCUUUUGAUCUCAAGUAGAAAACUUAGGUCAAAGGAAAUGCCCUGAAGAAUGUAGAAUGCUGCAACCUUUAAACCUAGCGACUUGCGCAAUGACCUUUUUCCACCUUGCGAAGAUGCUGCACUUGAAUUUUGCAUUCCAGACGAGCCGCAAAAGUUUCUCUGAGACUACGACCGGCUGAUCGAGGUCGCAGAGGUUUCUCUGAUGCUAUAAUGUUGACCAGAUAAUCGUCGGAGAUGAUCUCGACUUACUUUGAGUACGCAGGAAUCUGUAUAUGAUUCCGAUUUAUGAAUCUGAUAUCCGCAGACGGAGGGACAACGGAAGCAGCCGCCGAUUUCUACGGUACUUGUUAGUGUCCUCCACGACUUGCAAGGAUUAAAGUAUCACCGGGAUUAGAAUAAUUCUGCGAUCCCUGGUUCUAAGAAUCUCGAUAACUACUUCUUUUUUUGUCCUUUGAAAUUAUAGCUGAGUGAUAACAAAGAAUGCUCGUUAUCAUGAGUCACAUCUAGUUCUUCCAACCUCCUGCUCAACUGUAUGUUUAUUACACAGAGUAUUUCUGGCUACUAGGAAUUAAAAAAGAUAUCCAAGAUGAACUCGUGUUUUUUAUCUCGAGAAAGCAUCCAUUCGAUAAGUUGUUCUUAUGACAAUGAACUACUAUGAGACAAAUGAGGCAAAUUCCUCGAGAGAGUACAGGAGUCAAUUAAUCAAUCUCAUGCAUACGCAAUGAAUCAAUCAAUUUUUAUGUUUUUCUCUUUGGUAUCUGUCAUCGAUCCCGCAGAGCUUAGGGGCUGGUCUGUCCACUAAUUGCCACUAAUUUGUGUCAAGAAAAGGUAUGAGAGUAGCUAGUAGUUGUACUGUUCAUGAAGCCUCGCAUCCAGCCUCUACUCUCUCCUCGAUUUUGUUUCUACAUGAAACCGAAAAAAAAUGAAUGACGUCAUGUGUCUGAUCAGUGACGUCGAAAAAAUAUUCCUGUUCCGUAUCAGCUUGCAAGAGUACGAGAAACAGUGCGUCUGAAUUCGAUGCACCACCUUCCGCAUCAGGUGUUACAUGGGUGAUUACAGGUGGCUAUGAUCAUCAUUAUUAAAUUUUUCUGGAAAAAGUCACCAAAUAGAAGAAACGAUUGGAGAAGCCAAAGCGUAGGGAACGCUGGAUCCCUUUUUCGAGAAGGACCCUUCAUCAAACGAGCCGCAUGAC